Oncorhynchus masou masou (cherry salmon) is the source of this 1146-nucleotide messenger RNA. RefSeq names its product trace amine-associated receptor 13c-like. The record is from RefSeq and is a predicted model, not a curated record. Lineage: Eukaryota; Metazoa; Chordata; Actinopteri; Salmoniformes; Salmonidae. Bases 1 to 960 code for a protein of 319 amino acids. Gene Ontology annotation, molecular function: trace-amine receptor activity. Gene Ontology annotation, cellular component: membrane. Gene Ontology annotation, biological process: G protein-coupled receptor signaling pathway. The transcript has a single exon.
AUGGAGGAACAUGAAGAUAUUCAAUACUGUUUUCAAGAUAGAAACUCUUCUUGCAGAAAGGCUUUGCUAUGGACAUCUAUCUACAUAACACUGUACAUCUUCUUCUCAUUGAUUUCAGCAGUUACAGUAUUUUUGAACAUACUGGUGAUCAUCUCCAUCUCUCACUUCAAGCAGCUCCACACUCCAACCAACCUGCUCAUCCUCUCUCUGGCUGUGUCAGAUCUCCUGGUGGGACUGAUUGUGAUACCAGUAACGACUGUAGCAAUAAUGGAACCAUGCUGGGGUUUUGGGGAAUAUUUCUGUGUGUUUUAUUUCUACAUCACUUGUUUAUGUGCUUCUUUAUCUCUGGGCAAUUUGGUCUUGAUAUCUAUUGACCGCUAUGUUGCUGUAUGUGAUCCCUUAUUGUACCACUCUAAAAUAACAAUAACAAGAAUGAUGUGUUGUAUAUCCAUUACCUGGUGUUGUUGUAUCAUAUAUUAUGCUGCUACUGUAAACAUUUUUGUAAAUGUACAGGUACCAAGUAGGUGUUUGAAAGAAUGUUUUAUUGUUGAAGGAGUAACCUGGGGUACUGUAAUUGACCUUGUAAUUACAAUGGUUGUCCCGUGCUCUAUUAUUAUAACACUUUAUAUGAACAUCUUUGUGGUGGCCAGAUCACAGGCCAGAAAGGUAUUUUCAAAAGAGGCUGUCAGUGUGUCUGGUGUUAAAACUGUACAGGCAAAUAAGUCUGAGAGAAAAGCAACAAAAACUCUAGCUAUUGUUGUUUUCACCUAUCUAAGCUGUUGGAUUCCAUUUCAUUUGUAUUUACUUUUUCUUUUAAUUGACAAUUUAUCAUCAUUCAUCAUCAGCUUUUUGCCACUUCUUAAUUCCUUAAUCAAUCCAAUAAUUUAUGCUUUCUUUUAUCCAUGGUUCAAAGUGACAGCUAAGCGCAUUUUAACUCGGGUGAAGUUUAGGCGUUCAUAGUUCCUAUGUUUUUAUUCAUAAGUUUGACAAACACAGGUUAGAUAUAGUCAUGUUAUACUGUUAUGUUGUAAUUGCCUCAUUCAUGUAACAAUACGCUGACAUUACUUAUCUCAGUGUUGUCAUAAUAGAUACAUGUGAUGUUGAUACAGAAGGAUUUGACUGGUUUGGAAAGGAAUGACUUGGAGA